AUGGAGGACGCUGUUGGGCACGAUGAAACGGAUCAUGCGUCGGCCGAAGAGGAGCUCCAUUCUCAGCCCCAGUCCAUGACAUCAGUUGACGCGAUAGCAUCAACAUUAGAAGAACCCCCGAGUAGCAGUAGUAUCCAUCCAGCGAUGCAAGUCGAUUUCGACAUGAACAUGCGAAACAAUCCGCUAUCUUCCUUCCUGAUGGGGUUGCUGCAGGAGAACACGUCUCUGGAUCAGCUGGAUGUCACCAUUAUCACUGACAAUGCUGCGAUACUACCAGACAAGUACACAGAGAGUCGACACCUGCUGGAAGCCCGCAACUCCAGCUCGCUGUCGUCCAUAUCAGAGCUUUCUCGCUGGGAGUCUCACGUAGUCCGGACGCCACCACCACAGCCGGAACGCACCGACGAGAAGGCUGCCUGGCAUGCCUCACCGACAAGACCGCAACGACGUACUAGUUUCGAAGUGGAUCGGUCUCAUAAUAAACUGCUAGACGAAGCGGACAGCAACAGUUGUCGACGAGCCUUGUCGCAGUCCUUGAAUCAACUAGAAACUCUCGCGCCGGAAGACGUUCAAGAAGUCUCCAUGAAGAAGAAACUUCCACCGAGGGUUCCCAUAAGACGAACCAGUGGAAGGGUUCAUUCCCCGCCACCCGAGGGACCAGGGCGCACGGCGGAGUUAGAAAUGAAAAACGCGAGAAGACGAUCUUUCACCGUGGAAGAGCAAGCGGACGACAUUGAUGACAGCAACGGCAGUUUCCAACUAGAAUUCAGUGAAAGCGAACACAAUGACGACAGUGAACACAUUGACAUUGACAGAAGAGAACGUGGAGCUGCCUCGGUGGAUCACCCUUCCGUGCAGAGUGUGGUGAGAGAUAUACAGUCUCUGGGCGUCAAUAGAGAUCAAGCCCCCACCCAUCUGAAACGAAGGGUCUCUUCCGAUUUUUCCCAUGUUAGGGACUCCGCCACCAUCACAUCGUCGCAAUCCGACAGCAAAUGCACUCGAGGACGAAAUCGUGGGAGACACCGACGGACGUCGUCCAUGAAUGAUGAUGGGUUGCCCAUUCUGGAGAGCUUCCCGAAUCAUCCACCUCAUCUUCGAGUCCUUCCUCGACAGACAGGGACACUUCGAUUGCUGCUGGAAGCCAACAGCAACAAUCUUGAUAAUGAAGAACGAAAGCAAACCAACACGGCACCAACCACAGAAGCGGGCGGUGAACUGGACAUGCUCACCAAGGUCGCGUCCUCCAAAAUGUUGCCGUCGCGUCGAUCCUUCGAUGUGGGCGAGAGGAAACCACAACAGGCAGACGAUGCAUUUGAGUCUCCAGAAGAAAAGUCAGCCGGGAGGAAAGGCUUGCUAAAACGGGUGAAACACAAGGUGGCAAAGACGGUGCAAAGGAAGACUGCCAACAGUAAAGAGCCGGCCUCAGAGUCUCCGGCCAGCAGCUAG
This is a messenger RNA of Seminavis robusta, 1446 nucleotides long. The record is from the annotation of a GenBank genome assembly. NCBI's taxonomy places the organism in Eukaryota, Bacillariophyta, Bacillariophyceae, Naviculales, Naviculaceae.